CGAGAGAAAAAGAAGAGAGAAAAAAAGUGGUGCAGCAGUCCGGGUUUUUGCUCCGAUCGACGACCAAACGAGCUCCGAUCGGGAUGAAAUUUUAGUAUGUUGUUCCUCACAUCCUCUUCUUCAUAUCCAACGGUGGGAUUGUUGUUUUGACCUCUCGAUGUCGGUAAAACUGCCUCUGUUCCUCUGCUGCGUUUUUGUAGGGUUUUCUCACUUUUGAGUGAAGAUUAUUGUUGUUUGGUGUUCCAAGUUGUUGCUUGAUGAUUGUGUAUAUCUCUAAUUGAUUUAGAGAGGAUUCUUGGUGUACCCACUGAUUUUUCUUGGUGAUUAGUGGAAGGCUUCAUGGUUUUCUCCCUGAUUUGGGGUUUCCACGUUAAAUCUUGGUGUUCGUUUAUCGUUUGAUUGAUUGCUUGUUGUUGUGUUUGCUAUUCUUGAUCGGUCAUAUGAUUUUGCCCAUUUUGACAACACAAAGACGGGAAAAUUAUUUAUUGCUUCCGCUAGAAAAUUGAGGUGAUUUUCCCAACAUGACGAAACCGAAGCAAGGGGUCAGGGUGCUCAGCACGGUGUUGCACGUGAGCUGUGCUUCUCCUACGGCCGCCGCCAUGGCGGUGCAGAGGAGAAGGAGGAUGGCCAUUGUUGUUUGCUUCUUGUUCAUGGAUGGGAAGAAAGAAGCCAUUGUUAUUGCCUUUAAGAAAUAUAAUGAUGGUUUGAUGAUGAUACAAAAAGAUGAUCGAGAACAAGUGUUAUUGUGGAUGUUUAUAUAUAGAUGCUAGCUAUGAUAAAUGGGCAAUAGAUUAUAUGACCUUUGAUGAUUAAUUAAUUAUGGGUUGAGUUAUGGCUGGGCAUCUGGGCUACUUAAUUAUGGUUUACUAAUCUCGUCGCAAAGUAUGGGCUAACUUUGACUCCUUUUUUUAAUUAAAUUAUGUGAUUUUUUUAGAAAUAGAUUAUACUAUCUUCGUCUCAGUGUAUUUGUUCAAUUUGACUUUUUCGAGUCAAACUGAACAAACUUUGAACUCCAAU
Molecule: messenger RNA, 1017 nt
Organism: Cuscuta campestris
Lineage: Eukaryota; Viridiplantae; Streptophyta; Magnoliopsida; Solanales; Convolvulaceae
Source: the annotation of a GenBank genome assembly